UCCUUCUCCUCUGCCAGGUCUCCAGGCAGGGUCUCGCCACUACAGAGUCCUCACCCUGCCAGAGGGCAGGGCCCCCUGUCUCCAGCAUGGCAAGGUGGCUGCCUCGCUCCGCUGACCUGACCCGCUUCUGCCAGAAACUCAACCGGGUGAAGACCUUGGAGGAUGACAUGAUGGAGACAUCCUUCAACAGAUGCCUUUCCACCAUCGACUUGACGCUGCUGGGCAUCGGGGGCAUGGUGGGCUCCGGGCUGUACGUCCUCACAGGCACCGUGGCCAAGGAGAUCGCUGGCCCCGCUGUCAUCGUGUCCUUCAUCAUCGCUGGCUUUGCCUCGCUCCUGGCUGCUCUCUGCUAUGCUGAGUUUGGAGCCCGGGUACCCAAGACAGGCUCUGCCUACAUGUUCACCUAUGUGUCCGUGGGUGAGAUCUGGGCCUUCCUCAUCGGCUGGAAUGUGCUGUUGGAGUACAUGAUCGGGGGAGCCGCAGUGGCCAGAGCCUGGAGCGGCUACCUGGACUCCAUCUUCAAUCACAAAAUCAAGAACUUCACAGAGACCCACGUGGGCACCUGGCAGGUGCCUUUCCUGGCCCACUACCCCGACUUCCUGGCAGCUGCCAUCCUGCUGAUAGCCACUGCCUUCAUCUCCUUUGGGGCCAAAGUGUCCUCCUGGCUCAACCAUGUCUUUUCGGCCAUCAGCAUGGGUGUCAUCCUCUUCAUUCUCGUCAUGGGCUUCAUCCUCGCGCAGCCCAAGAACUGGAGUGCCCAGGAGGGCGGCUUUGCCCCAAAGGGGCUGUCGGGCAUCAUGGCUGGCACAGCCACCUGCUUCUAUGCCUUUGUGGGCUUCGACGUCAUCGCGGCCUCCAGCGAAGAGGCCAGAAACCCACAGAGAGCUGUCCCCAGGGCCAUUGCUUUCUCCUUGGGGCUGGCCACUGGGGCCUACAUCCUGGUGUCAGUGGUGCUGACACUGAUGGUGCCCUGGCAUACGCUGGACCCCGACUCUGCCCUGGCAGAUGCAUUUUACAGGAGGGGCUACGCAUGGGCAGGGUUCCUGGUGGCUGCUGGCUCCAUCUGCGCAAUGAACACAGUCCUGUUGAGCAAUCUCUUCUCCCUGCCACGCAUCGUCUAUGCCAUGGCUGAGGAUGGGCUCUUCUUUCGGAUCUUCUCCCGAGUGCAUCCCCGCACACAGGUGCCUGUCAUCGGCAUCGUGGUCUUCGGGCUGCUCAUGGCCCUGCUGGCCCUCGUCUUCGACCUGGAGGCCCUGGUGCAGUUCCUGUCCAUCGGCACGCUGCUGGCCUACACCUUUGUGGCUGCUAGCAUCAUCGUCCUGCGCUUCCAGCAGCAGAAGGUGUCUGUCUCUGCACCAGCGGCUGGUGGCCAGCCCAGCCCUGAGCCCCAGGAGGGUCCGUCCGCUGGUGAGCUGAAGGAGUAUGAGUCCUUCUCUGACAAGCUCCAGCUGGUGGACAGGGACAAGAGCAAAGAGCACCGGGAGCCAGGACAGCUGAAGGCAGCUUUUGAGCCCUACCUGGAGUUUCUCAGCGACUUCUACCCAGGCGAGGUCAUCACGGUGGCCGUGGUGACGCUGAUGGUGUCUGCCAUCUGUCUCUGCUCCGUCUUGGUGUUUGGCAACACCCACCUCCACCUGCCCACCUGGAGCUACUCCCUGCUGCUGGUCCUCUUCAGCCUGGGAUUCCUGCUCAGCCUCCUCCUCAUCUGGGCACACGAGCAGCAGCGUGGCAUGCAGACCUUCCAGAUCCCCCUGGUACCUCUCUCCCCAGCUCUGAGCAUCGUUCUCAACAUCUACCUGAUGCUGAAGCUCAGCUACAUGACGUGGCUGCGCUUUGCCAUCUGGCUGCUCUUAGGCCUGCUUGUGUACUUCGGUUAUGGCAUCUGGCACAGCAAGGAGAACCUGCGGGAGCCCCGGCCGCAGCGCACCACUGCCCGGUACGUGGUGUUCCCCAGUG
Molecule: messenger RNA, 1956 nt
Organism: Eurypyga helias (sunbittern)
Lineage: Eukaryota; Metazoa; Chordata; Aves; Eurypygiformes; Eurypygidae
Gene: SLC7A4
Product: solute carrier family 7, member 4
Exons: 4
Biological process (GO): transmembrane transport; amino acid transport
Cellular component (GO): plasma membrane
Molecular function (GO): amino acid transmembrane transporter activity
Source: RefSeq, a predicted model, not a curated record